GCCGGGUCUCCUGCAAGCAUGAACUCCCAGCAGCAGAAACAGCCGUGCGCGCCGCCCCCCCAGGACUGGCAGCAGGUGAAGCAGCCCUGCCAGCUUCCACCCCAGGAACCGUGUGCCCCCAAAACCAAGGAGCCCUGCCAGCCUGUGGUUCCCGAGCCGUGUCCCCCCGCGGUGACUCCAGCGCCAGCCCCGCAAAAGACCAAGCAGAAGUGAGGGGGUCUCAGCCGCGCGCCCCAGGAGCCGAGCGCCGGCCGACGUCCUGUCCGUGGCGCGUCGCCCUCCCUCCGCGCCGUCUGAAAGCGCGUCCCAGCUGCCAGUCCGGAGCCAGGUCCCGCGGAGCCUCGGGGCCCGGGGUGGCGCAGGGGACUCCCGCUUUGCCUUGCCCAUUAAAUGUCUCCUGACUA
This is a messenger RNA of Manis pentadactyla (Chinese pangolin), 404 nucleotides long. RefSeq names its product cornifin-A-like. Bases 19 to 213 code for a protein of 64 amino acids. The transcript has a single exon. The record is from RefSeq and is a predicted model, not a curated record. Lineage: Eukaryota; Metazoa; Chordata; Mammalia; Pholidota; Manidae.